GAGGGCAGGAGGAGCCAGGAAGCUGGGGGCGGGGCCUCUCGAGGAACCUGCACACGUGUACCACCACCAUCCCUUCCUCUGACCCGCUGAAGGCCCAGGUGAGCCCUCGCUGAAAGGAGCCAACCCCAGGCUUCCCUUUGAGAUGGCGCAGUGCUUCAAACACAGAUGGGUUAGUUAACCGGCCCGGGACUGAGAGCCAGCUACCAGCCCCAGGACACGGCGUUUCUGCUAGCAGCAUUCAAAGCUGCCGCUGUGUACCACGGCUGGGGGCGGAGCGGGGGCUGGUAUGGGUCCUAGAGUGGACCACUGACCUUCCCAGGUCUGCUCCAAAAAGCAUUAGGACUCCAUAGGGAACAGGUGAGACUAACAGCUUGAACAGCUGUUGCAGAAGCUGAAGAAGACCCUGCCUGGAAAAGAUUCGGUGGGGGACGGCGCUGCUGGAAUCAGGAUUGGCCAUUGAGUUGGAGUUGCCCCGCCUGCUCCCAUGUCCGCGGCUGAACACCUGGACCCGAUUCCUGACAGCUUCAUUCUGCAGCCGCCGGUCUUCCACCCGUGCCCAGGAGACUGCAGCCCAGCAAUGCUCUACAGAAGGCCCAGCUCCCAGCAGGCACCGCCACUAAUGAGCACGGGUUAUUACCUUGCCCGGCUUGGUCGUCUCGUCCCUAGAGGACUUCAUCACUCAGUUAAUUAACGCGUUCUGCCAAGAGCCUGGGAACUGGAAGCCACUGUGCUGCUGGGUCCUGCAAAGCUGUGGGCACCAUGCCAUGUGGAGAGGCUGGCCUCUGGCAUCUCCCCAGGCGCCUGAGUAAUGGGCUGAAGUACCGGAAAUCUCCUGGGCGCCCAUCGCCCCUUCACAGGCUAGGAACCACCAACUGGAGGGCUCCCUGGGGUGGUCUGGGUUCUCUGAUUGCCACUGGGUGUUGACAAGCAAUACAUGAAGGCUGAUGCUGUGACCCCGCCACCGGGUUCACCUGCUGGCCUGUUGGCAAGCCUUUUGCAGAGCUCCCACAGUGUUCAGAUAGUUGCUGAGUCUGUCAAAGGGAAAGGCAAUGAGGCUCCAGUUAUAAGGAGCUAUGGUCAUAAUGGGAAAACAUUUAGCCAGUGCCUCUAUACUAGGGAGCUGAGGGCCAAGCUAGCAUCGUGAGCUAAGUGCUCCGAGAACUCGGGAGAGGGAAAGCAAAACUGUGUCCAGAUGGAGAGAGAGAAAAAAGGGUGAGAGGGAACAGGCCCAGAAAAAGAGGUGAAAAGUGUAUGCGUACUUUAGGAAGGCCAGGUGUAGCACGAUUAAUAGAAACUCAGAGACAGAAAUUGGGGUUCAACCUGAAGACCAGAAAAACAAAACAGCCAGCCACUGGUUCUUACCUCGACCUCAGUCUGAAAUGGUGAUCUUGCCUCCAGGAAGCCUCAGAAUGAGACUGAGCCUGAGAGCUGUCUCCUCCCAUUGUAUAAUCCUCUCUAGUUCUGGGAUUAAGGACGUGCACCACUACCGCCUGGUUUCUGUGUCAAGCUAGUGUGGCUACUGGGAUUAAAGGUGUGUGUCAUUGCUGCCUGGACUGUAUGUCUGGCCAGUGUGGCUGUUUUACUUUUCUGAUCCUCAGGCAAGCUUUAUUUAUUAAAAUACAAAUGAAAUGCCACUGCAGCCAGGCACCCUCUGUGUGAGAAAAGAUGGGCCCGGGGGUGACUGACCACUGCUGGGUAUCUCCGAGAGUUCACAGCAGGGUCAGCUUGCUCCCAACUUCUCCAUUCUUUCCUCCUCUCAGCUCCUAAACUCUGGACACUCACCAGUCCUCAGACGUUUCCUUCCCGGGUGGCAUCCAGUGGGUGAACUCCUCAGUGGGGUCACAGUAGCCUGUUGGUGCUCUAACAGGGCGGUGAAGCUAUAUUAGGCUGCCCCCCCCCCGGGGGGGCAUUGUGGUUUUAACAUCUCUGCCCAAGACAGGAGAGCUUUGAGAAGACCUGUGAUGGUUCAUUGGACUAACCACUUGAUGGGAUUUAGAAUUGCCAAGGAAACAAAUCUCUAGACAAGCCUGUGAGAUAUUAUCUAGACGUCAUUAAUCAAGGUAAUGAGAGUCACCCCUCAGUGUGGGGUGGCACCAUUCUGGGGGCUGAAUCCUGGUCUAAAUAAAAAGCGUGCAUCAGGACAAGCACCAGCUUUCAUGGCGGCCUGAAUCCUGACUGGAUUCUGCGGUGCCUCAAGCUAGGCACUAGCUUUCUUUGAAUCCUGACUGGAUACAAUGUGACCAGCUGCUUCACGCUCCUAUUGCCGUGACUUCCUGCCAUGAUGGACUGUCCCCUGGAACUGUGAGGCAGAAGAAACCCUCCCUUCCUUCAGCUGCUCUUGUCGGGGAUCUUGUUAGAGCCAUGAGGGAAGUAACUUACCCUGGAAUAUCAGAGAGAAAACUGGUCUUCCCCACAAGGACACUUUCUCUUGAGGGCUUAUUAGUUACUUUGUCUUAUUGCUGUGGAAAAAAAAAAAAAAACUUAGCAGAAGCAACUUAAGGCCGGAAAGGUUUGUUCUGGCCCCAGCCACAGGAGAUGUGUCCACGUGCAGGGAAGGUGGUAGGAGGUGCCACUCUUACAACUCAAGUGUCAAGAACCGAAGGCCAUGGAGGCUUGAACACCACUGGCCUUUGCCUUUUUAUUUGGUCUAGCAGCAGCCUAUGAAAAGGUACUGUCCCCAUUUAGGGUGGGUCUUCCCACUUCAAUUAUCCUUACCUAGAAAAUCCCACACAGAUGUUCCCAAGAAUGUGUUUCUGCAGUAUCUGUAAAUUUAUUUCAUCAAGCUAAGAGUCGAGAUUAACUUCACAGUGGGGAAGCUGAGUUUCCUUGUCUUUCCUCCUCACCACACCCACCCCUACACACAGGAGUCCCUGGUUCCGCCACAGGUCGGCUCACCCCGUUUCUCUUCCCUGUUCAGGUGGUUCCCUAUACCACAACAAUUUUCGGUGGCCUGUAUGCAGGCAAGAUGAUCAUGCUGCAAGGUGUGGUCCCUCUACAUGCACGAAGGUUUCAGGUGGACUUCCAAUGUGGGUGCAGCCUGCACCCUCGGCCAGAUAUUGCCUUCCACUUCAACCCUCGCUUCUACACUGUCAAACCCCAUGUCAUCUGCAACACCCUCCAAGGUGGAGUCUGGCAGAAAGAGGUCCGGUGGCCUGGUGUCACCCUGCAGAGAGGUGCUAGCUUCCUCGUCCUCUUUCUCUUUGAGAACGAAGAGGUGAAGGUGAGUGUUAAUGGACAGCAUUUUCUUCACUACCGCUACCGGCUCCCACUGUCACGUGUGGACACCCUGGGCAUAUAUGGUGACAUUUUGGUGAAGGCUGUUGGAUUCUUGAACAUCAAUCCAUUUGUGGAAGGCAGCAGAGAGUAUCCAGUUGGAUAUCCCUUCCUGCUGUAUAGCCCCAGACUGGAGGUGCCCUGCUCACGCACUCUUCCUCGGGGUCUCUGGCCUGGGCAGGUCAUCGUAGUUCGAGGACUGGUCUUGCAAGAGCCAAAAGAUUUCACCCUGAGCCUGAGGGAUGGGGCCACCCGUGUUCCUGUGACACUCAGAGCUUCCUUCACAGACAGAACACUGGCCUGGGUCUCCUCCUGGGGACGAAAGAAGCUGAUCUCAGCCCCCUUCCUCUUUUACCCCCAGCGAUUCUUUGAGGUACUGCUUCUGUGCCAGGAGGGAGGGCUGAAGCUGGCACUCAAUGGGCAAGGGCUGGGGGCCACCAGCCUGGACCAGAAAGCCCUGGAGCAGCUGCGGGAGCUCAGGAUCAGUGGAAGUGUCCAUCUCUACUGCGUCCACUACUAAGGAGGACUCCAAGGGCACCCGAAUCAGAGAAGAGGAAGGGCAGCUGCAGCCAGGGCUCCACAGUACAGCCUCACUCUGCCAUCCUCACUGGACCCUUGACCUGUCAUCACCACGUCAGGCCUGUUCACAUCAGGUCACAAGAUUGCGUCUACAAGGGCGUCAGGGCCCCACGACUAGGGAAGGCUUACAGCUCUGUGCCUCUUCCACCAGGAGCUUGGUGGCUCUGUUUUCCUAGACUGUACUCAAGGGGGACAAACUUUAUAACCUCACAGAGACAUACAUACAUUUAUUGCAUUUUAAUCAAUUCUGAAAGCAAGGGUCCAGGUCAGCGUGGUGUCCUGCACUCAUCUUCAGCGUUCAAACUCUGCCUUGGUCCUCCUUCCACCACUCCAUAGGGCCAUGGGGCUGAAACUCUAUCCAGGCCCAGCCUCUGAGGAGGCGAAUAGAGUGUGAAAAGAAAGCUCCAGGCCUACGAUCAACACACCCAUCCAUCCUCCCAGGCCCAGCCUAUGAUCAACACAUCCAUCCAUCCUCACAGGCCCAGCCUAUGAUCAACACAUCCAUCCAUCCUCACAGGCCUAUGAUCAACACAUCCAUCUAUACUCACAGGCCUAUGAUCAACACAUCCAUCUACCCUCCCAGGCCCAGGCCUAUGAUCAAUACAUCCCAUCUAUCCUCACAUUUCCAUUUUCACUCAGAUUUUAUCUACAAUUGCUCAAUAGUUUGUGAAGCUUUGCCCAACGUAACAACUACCACAGUUGCUUGCAUGGUUUUAGCUAAAGGAAAAUAGCCACAUCCCAGAAAAACACACUGAUAAUGGGGUCACGUUUUAGUCACCUAGCCAUGUAAACAGGAGUGAUAAAAUUAUAAAAAUUGUCUAGGUGGGACAGCGGCUAUGCCGUCUAUGUUUGUAUAAUGUACUCUGGGGUGUUCACAUAGUGGCAAAAUGGUUGAAUAAUGAGUUUCUCAGAAUUUCUCCCUGUCAUAAAAUGAUACAUGGCUUAGCAGGAUGAAAUAAGGAAGACUGUAGAUGGUUUGAUUUGUUCUAUUCCUGGAAAUAGAAUCUGGGCUCACCUUACAAUGGACUUCGGAUUAUACCACUUGGAAAUGUUUCUGUGAUAUUAUCCACAUGCCCGUAGCUGUGACAGGUCACUGGCUGGAAGAUGCUGAUGGAGGAUUCGCUAUUUUAUAACUUUAUACUCUAAGCAGGGAGUCAUUUUCUUCCCUCAUCCAUUCACCAAGAAUGAUCAUACAUCUAUCAUGAAAAAAAAACUCAAUAAAUAUGGGGGGGGGUGACUUUUACUACCAAUAUGCCUUUAUUAUAAUCCAGGAAAAGUAGAAGUCAGAGAAAAAGAUGGCUGAGAGGCAACCCCUAGACACCAAGGCUCCGGAUUCUGGGAAGAAUAUGGGCCAAAAAGAGAGACAUGCCACUUAGCCAGGAGCAAAGCCUGUCCCUGCUCUUACAUACUUUGGUGGUCUUCUUAUACCUUUAAAGCCAACCCGAAAACUCUGUAGCGAAAUUCUUUAUUCUCCUUAAAACUUUUUCUCAACUUUUCUCAGAUACCACAAUAUUUUUAGAUUUAGGUAUUAUUAGAUACCACAAUAAUCUUUUUAAAUAAACUUGUUGAGGACUUGAAAGAUGGCUCAGCAAUUAAGAGCACUUGCUGCUCCUCCAGAGGACACGGGUACAAUUCCCAGCCUCCACAUGGCCACCCAUACCCAUCAGUACCUCCAGUUACAGAAGAUCUGAUGCCCUCUUCUGGCCUUCACAGGCACUGCAUGAAUGUGACACAGACAUACACAGGCAAAACACCCACGUAAACAAAUAAAAAUUAGCCAGGUGGUGGCAGUAAUGCACACCUUUAAUCCUAGCACUCAGGAGGCAGAGGCAGGCAGAUCUCUGAGUUCGAGGCUAGCCUGCUUUACAGAAUGAGUUCCAGGUAGCCAGGGAUACACAGAGAAGCCUGUCUCAAAAAUCCACCAAAGAAAAGAAAAAUUUUUUAAAUAAACAUGUCAGUUCCCACAUAUAUAUUUCAUAAUUUGCACUAGUACCUCAGCAGCAAUUAUUGAUAUAAUCGUAUUUACUUAUUUAAUCUACUAAAGAAAUAAACUAUAUUGAGAAAAAUCUAAUAUACUACCUUAAAAUUUUUGGAGUAAGAUUUAUUUGGUGCAGAUGAAUACAUCUUAAUAAAUACAUCGUGUUUUUAUUCA
This is a messenger RNA of Alexandromys fortis (reed vole), 6004 nucleotides long. It is a transcript of the gene Lgals12, whose product is annotated as galectin 12. Bases 2966 to 3793 code for a protein of 275 amino acids. Gene Ontology annotation, biological process: intrinsic apoptotic signaling pathway; negative regulation of CD4-positive, alpha-beta T cell proliferation; negative regulation of type II interferon production. Lineage: Eukaryota; Metazoa; Chordata; Mammalia; Rodentia; Cricetidae. Gene Ontology annotation, molecular function: galactoside binding; lactose binding. Gene Ontology annotation, cellular component: nucleus; cytosol. The transcript has 9 exons. The record is from RefSeq and is a predicted model, not a curated record.